This is a messenger RNA of Gongylonema pulchrum, 201 nucleotides long. The record is from the annotation of a GenBank genome assembly. Lineage: Eukaryota; Metazoa; Nematoda; Chromadorea; Rhabditida; Gongylonematidae.
AUGAAUGGCGUGGUGAUUGCUCCAGCAGCCGCUGUUAGCACCAAAUCAUCGGACUGCUGGAAGGAACAGCAUUCCUUGCCUCCGGUAGCAUCGAUGGGUUGUAGCGGCAACAACACCGUUGUUAAUAGCAUCCUUUCAUCACCGAAGACUGGGACAUACAGCCUGCGUUACAUACCCUAUGAAAAUCCGCAUAAGCCAUAG